AUGAAUUCCGUCGAAGAUCUACUGCAGCUUCAGCCAAAGAUUGAUGCGCUAGAGAAGGAGCGCGAUGACAUUGCGAGGAAGGUUCAGGCGGUUGCGCGAACGGAGGGCGAACAGGUGGACGAUUUCGAGGCGCUGAACAGCAAGCUCGCCGGGAUUGCAGAGGAAAUCAGCGGUGCAAGGACGCUUGAGGAUGUGCAACGGCUGAGAGACAACUACGGGGAGCUGGCGAUCCUGGACAGGGCAGAAACGCUGUUAAGGGAGCGCGAGGCGGGCGAGCGCCGCGCGCAGAACGCGUGCACGCUUGCCGCCGUCACCGAAAAGCUGGGGCGGGCGGCUGAACUGGACUACUGCGAUCUGGAAGCGCUUCACGCUGAGCUCGAACCGCUGGCACGGAGUGCAGACGCUGCGCCGCAGGUGGAGCAGUUCAACGAGCUGUUGACGGAGCGUGCGAGGGUGCCGCGGCGGGACCUGGAGCACGAACUGCUGGAAAGACGCUGUGAUACUGAGCUCUUUGUGUCGACGGAUGACUCGGUGCACGAGCUUCGAGAAAAGGCGGGCCUGCUAUUCCAACUUUCGCAGCUGUUACUGCCGGAGCCACGGGCGGACCAGCUCUGGAACUUCGUCUGCAUGGCGAAUAACUUCCGGAUUAAGUUCAUCUACCACUUCACUAGUCCCUCUGCGGAGUCUGAACAACAGUCCAUUGAGAACUACUUCAAAUUUCUGGACAAGUACUUGUCCGAGAAUCUCUACAAGUAUAUGGACAUUUUCGAGGACGAGAGUAAAGGCAUUACCAGGACGCUUAUUCACAAACAGUUUAUCAAUCACAUUCUUGAGCCCGUUAGAGAGAAGGUCAACGUCACCAUGACGAAAAUAGCUGCCUCCAAUUCGGCCAGCGACGUGAAGAUGCUGGUGCUAUUGAUUUCCGAAAUAUUUAUUACAGACAACGCUUUAAAGAAGAGUCACUACUACGAUGGCGUUGGGCUUGUAUCCCUGAUUGAUGAAGCCGCGCUGGAGGUAUGGCAGAACUUUGAAGUAGAAUCUGCUGUAAGUCAAUUUGAAAAACUAACAACACCAGGUGCCUCAUUGAUGUCACCCAAAAAUGGCGCGGACUUUGGGAAACUUCUGGAGAAUAUGUACCGGUAUUUGGAGCCCUUUUUCAGCAUCGACUAUCGUAAUUUAUUUUCAGUGAAGUACCAGUUGGUGGACGAGAUAUUCAUCCAGCUUCCCUUGAAGUACCGUUCAUUUCUUCUAUCGAAAAAUAUCCUCCAAAAUGAAUUGACCGCCGAGCAACAGUUUGAGAACACCUGUGUGAAGCUCCACAGCUUGCUUCUCAUUUCCAACAUACUUGUGAGGUUUUCCCAUGACUUCACAUUUAUUGAAAUGACCCAACAGAUUAACAAAAUCACCGAUUCAGAUUAUGAGUAUAUAUUCGAUGAAGUAUGGGAAAGUUACGAUGAGGCCGUUAUCGUACUCAGAGAUUCGAUAGUCCACAGGUGGGUUAAGGGUCUCAGCAGCAGCCUGCGGAAUUAUUUCAAGUACAACGAAUGGGACUCGAUCGCUACAGCCCCUGAGCAAUGUAGUGCGGAGCUUGUGGGGGCCCUGGCUUGGAUGAAGAAGAUGACAGACAUUUUUGAUAAAUAUUGGUAUCCGCAGCAUAUUAUUGCUCAGAUCAAGGUGGCUCUCCUAGAGAAUAUUAUCAAAUUCAUGCUAAACUACGUGGUAAAGUUGAAUAAGUUCAGCGAAAAUGGUCUCAGACAGCUAACAUUCGACUACGAAGCCUUAAGGGCAACACUAGGGCUGCCACUUGAGCAUAGUUCAGUGGCCGAAGAGCUUGCAUUAUUUGAAUACUUCAACAUACUCAGUAUGAAGUAUACCAAUAAUAAAAUUACGUCAAAGUUCUUGGAUGCCGAGUAUGUUUCAAGCCAUCACACAAGGAAUUUCAGAGAGCUGAGAGAAUCGUUGCAAGUAAGCCAUUUAACAAGCGACGAGAUUGCUGAUGCAUUGUAUAGGACAUUGUGA
Molecule: messenger RNA, 2019 nt
Organism: Eremothecium gossypii ATCC 10895
Lineage: Eukaryota; Fungi; Ascomycota; Saccharomycetes; Saccharomycetales; Saccharomycetaceae
Gene: TIP20
Product: Tip20p
Exons: 1
Coding region: 1-2019 (672 amino acids)
Biological process (GO): retrograde vesicle-mediated transport, Golgi to endoplasmic reticulum; endoplasmic reticulum to Golgi vesicle-mediated transport; regulation of ER to Golgi vesicle-mediated transport
Cellular component (GO): Dsl1/NZR complex
Source: RefSeq, marked provisional